AGCAUGAACGCUCUGAUCAACGGAGGACUCAGCCACAAACAUACAGCCGUGAGGAAGAACACUGCACGGCACCUGGAGAAAGUGACGGAGGUCAUGGGAGCAGCUUGUCUCUUGUCUGGCAAAAAGGACCUGACUGCCCGCUUCAUCCAAGUUGCCAGCUGCCUUGCCCUUGACCACGUACUGGAAGUCAGGAAUCAGGCCCGUAACAUUCUGUCUGUAGUGGCUGCCCAUCCUGACCUCAUCAAGAUGGUGGAGAGGUUCGCCCCUCUGAGUGAUCAGAUCCGCAUCAAGGACUUUAUUAAUACAUGCCAGAAAAGACCUUUGCGCUGAAGUAGACAUCAGAGCCAGCCAGAAUGAUACCGCACCCACGGGGUCACAG
Molecule: messenger RNA, 379 nt
Organism: Sardina pilchardus (European sardine)
Lineage: Eukaryota; Metazoa; Chordata; Actinopteri; Clupeiformes; Clupeidae
Product: TOG array regulator of axonemal microtubules protein 1-like
Exons: 4
Coding region: 4-330 (108 amino acids)
Source: RefSeq, a predicted model, not a curated record